Messenger RNA from Hibiscus syriacus, 1548 nucleotides. RefSeq lists its product as uncharacterized. The transcript is spliced from 4 exons. The coding region runs from base 123 to 1442 and encodes 439 amino acids. NCBI's taxonomy places the organism in Eukaryota, Viridiplantae, Streptophyta, Magnoliopsida, Malvales, Malvaceae. The record is from RefSeq and is a predicted model, not a curated record. Gene Ontology annotation, biological process: asymmetric cell division.
AAGUUCGCAAAUUGUCAUUUAACAGUCAACACUACCACCUACCUGUCUCCGUCUCUCUCGAAACGCUUCAAUUUCUCACUGUAUAACCAAAAAUCAUCCCUUUAUUGGCUCUUUGAUCUCCAAUGUGGCAGCUCCUCUUGGGCGCUGCGGUUGCAGGAUCCACCGGAUUCCUUGCUAAACACCUCUUUAAACCCUUUCCCAACGACCCCAUUUCUCCGGAUUCCCCGAACGCCAAUCUUGAUCAAGGAAAACAAGACAUUCGUCUCCAAAAUGGGGUUUUGGAGUAUGGGUUCGAGAGCAAUUGCGAGGAAAAACAGAAUCAAUGUGAGAUCUUUAGAUUUUCCAGUCCAGACUCUGCUGGAAAAUCUGGGGUUAAAACCAUGAAGUUGAAGAAAAAGGUUGUCUUGAACACGGUUGAGAAGAGAUCAAGCGGCGGCGGCGGAGGUGGUGUGGAGGUGAAUAGAAAGAAGGUUGUUGUUCGCUUGAAGAAGAGAGCUGCUAAAAAUGUGGCUUAUCAGUGUGGGUCAUUCCCUCCUAAAGACAGCUCUGUAUUUCAUUGGGGACUUGGCUUUGGUAUGAUGUGCAUGAUGUCGGCUGGGAGGGCUGAGAUCGAUAAACUCAACUCGACCAUGGAUGAGACUGCAAGAGUGGUCCGGGAGUUAAAAACUAAGCUAUGUAAAAGAAAAUCAGCGUGUGAUCCACGAGCUUCAAAAUCUGCAACUGAAAUUGCUCCAAGCUCAAAGAGGUUUAGUGGCAAGGAUUCGCAGUUACUGCUCGAGAAGUUCAGUACGGGGAACUUAGACAACAAUGAGAUGAAAGACUGCAGUCUCCCCAUUAUCGAUGACCGCGAAUAUGCUAGUAGUGUUCUCACCGAAGAGCCUGAACCAGAGUCAGAGGUGAUGGAAAUGGAUCAACUAGAGGCGGAGCUCGAGUUAGAACUGCAAAAAUUGAGUGAGACCGGAGCUUCAGCCAAAAGUCAGCGUGAGCCGUUGGAGGGGUUCGAUUCAUACCAUUGCCAGGGAGUACUGCCGUCUGAACUAGAUCAGAAACUGUGCCAUCUGUUAAUCGAGCAGCAGGAAAACCAAAUCGAGGAGCUAGAAUCCGAAUUGAAUUCAGCUCAAUCCAAACUCUGCAAGAAGGAAACCGAACUCCAAGCACUAAAAGAUUGUGUUCGACGCCUGACUAACUUUUCCCUAUCUACCGUCUCAGAUGAUGACACCAAGGCCCGAGGGGAUCAAGAAUGUAUGGAGGACCAGGAUUGUCCUACUAAAAUCGGAUCCGAGACGACGGAAAUCAUUGGCCGGCACGAAGAGACAUAUGGAGUUUUAAGUCCCCAACUGGUAUUUGCAUGGCUCUCAUAUAGUGUAGGUCACCACCAUUGUGAAAAAUCAAGCUUAAAUGGACACUUCAAUAUCAGAUUCACAGUGUCUGAUUAUAUUUAGCUGUACUUCUUUUCUCGAGUGCAUAACAGAAACCCUGUAACCUUGACUUUGUUGUUCUCUUGUUGGGAAAGGAAAUUACAAUCAUGGCCAUUCAGGUGUUGGUAAA